AUGACCCAUGAGCAUGGAGAUGGUCGUGAUCAUAGUAGUAAGAAUGUCCGUGUGGACACUAGAAUGGACGAAUGCUGCCAUCCAAUCUAUCAAAAUACGCACAAAUAUCUCUUCCCACCUUCACCUAAUUGGUAUUACUCCAAGAUCUGCGAUUGGGGAAGAAGUGAUGCAUUUGGAUUAGUAUUUGCCUUUGGAGCCAAGCAUAGCGUCUUUAUUUAUCAAGUGAAGGAAAAAGAAGCACAAGAGACAAAUGGAGAUAUGAUUGUUGAAUCAACAGUAAACGUUGAAUUCUUUGCACAAGUUGUGCGUGGAAAACGUGAUCGUCGUGUGACAACAGUCACGUUUCUAAUGGACACGACAGGAAAGCUUUGUCUUAUCUGUGGUGGUGAGGAAGGUAGUGUGCAAAUCUGGGAUGUGGCGACAUUGACGAUGAUAGAGCAGCAUCGAAAGCAUCUAGUGGAGGUGAUGGCUGUGACAGUAUCUGCCACGUUGGAUGCUAACUUUGUAGUGGCAGGAGACCGAAAAGGACAGAUUAGCGCGUGGGACCGUGAUGUUGGAACAGUUUCGGUCUUCAUGCCAAUCGCAGGCGAUGGGAUUCACUCCAUGGCUAUUUCACCGUACGACAAAGCAUUGAUAGCUGUAGGAUACCGAAGUGGAGUGCUGUGCGUUGUGGAUGCAGCUAAAAGAACCGUGCGUCACCGUCUUUUUGGUCAUGAUCAGGAAGUUCAAUGUGUGGCGUGGAAGUCGACAGUCAAAAGCACACACCCUGCUGGAGAAGAAGAACAAGAUUUAAUUGGUUUUCCUAACCAAGAAGUAUGGCUGGCCUCCUCGUCUCGGGAUAAAACGAUUAGAGUCUGGAAAGUCGAAUUGAGUAGUGCGGAAGAACCAGUGUUGGACCAAAUGCUGCGACUUCCAACGGGAAAGCAGGGCGUGUCGUAUACCCAAACCAAGCAGCUAUGGCUGCCUAUUGCCUGGAGUUUGAGUGGCAGUCAAAAAGCAGUAGACAAGCAUAUUCUUUGGUCAGGGUCAUUUGGUGGCGCUUUACUUCGUUGGGAGUGGAAUGUAACCAAGAUGGAUGCUAAGGGAACAAACAGAAAUAAUUUCCGUGCACCUUGCAAACCAAUUGUUGUCAAAGGUGGUCAUAGUCGCACGCUCUUUAGCAUUGUGAUGGUACCUCCUCGGGGCUCUACAGCUGACGAAAACGAAGCCGUGUCUAUGCUAACAGUUUCGCUCGAUCGGGAACUGAGGCUUUGGAAAGAGAAUGUAUUUUCAAAACCUUCAGCAGCAAUUUGCGUGCACAAGCUGAGUGGAUUGGGUGGACAUGCAUACAGCGUUUCCUACAACGCAGCAACGGGCAUCGUGGCUGCUGGCAUUGGGGAUCAGACAAUUCGGCUUUGGUAUCUAGGCAUUGAAAAUUCAUCCGUAGCAAGCGCCUAUCAGUGCGAUCUGUUGUGGAAAGGGUUGCAAAGCAAGAUCACUUGCGUUCAAUGGCAUCCAUUCCAGCAGGCUUUGCUGGCUUAUGGUAUGGAAGAUGGGCGCAUUGGGGUAUACAACGUCCACGCAAAGACAUACAAUUAUUUUCGCACCAGUCACGAUGAAGAGGUUCGACAGCUUCGGUGGAUCGUUCGACAGCCAAAGAAGGCUGAUGACGUUGGUGAAGACGAAAGCUUAUUUCUUACAAGUAUCAAACAAUUAGAAGCUGCACAGGCGGAAGGUCAGAGCCUUGAAAAUGCAUUGAUUGUUCAAGAAAGCCAAAUAAGUAAGCGCUGCAAUAGAGAUGAUUUGAUAGUCUGCUUAUGGAGCUGCGACACUGGCGGUACACUCUUGGAAUCGAACGCUGACGUUGUUGACCAGAAAUCGCGUGAGAUUAAGCUAAACAAUGUUGCGUUUGAGUGGGAUGAGCAAUGUAAGUUUGUUGCUAUCGGGUGCGCUAAUGGUGUUGUGGAAGUAAUGCGAUGGGAUGAAAGUACUUACGGCAACUGCAGAAUAGUAUGUCGCUUUCACGAACAUUUGGCGUCCAUAACAUGUCUUGCGUGGGGCAAAGGUACUGAUGCUUCCUUGCUGGCUUCUGGAGACGAAGAUGGAAAAAUAUUCGUCUACAGCUGCGAGCACGCUACUUCUUGGACAACGCAAGCAACUGGCAACUUAAUUCAAGAUGGCCGUCUUCUCGGUGGCUUAGCAGGUCACUCAAAUAAGAUUUUAGACUUACGAUGGUGGUUCUGCGACGAAGUCCAGUCUUUCCUCGCCUCAAGCUCUGCAGAUGGAACUGUUCAGGUUUGGAAUCUGGCAUCCUUUCAGAGGGAAGCGUAUUUCAAUCAUCAUGUUGGCCGCGUCCUGUCGCUGGACUGGGUACUGCCGUACACGCUUGUUUCAGGUGGCGAAGACCAAACGCUGCGCUUUUGGGAUAUUAGAGAGCAGCAGAAGGAGCUACAGCCUAGGUUGAAGAAGCAUGGCAAGGUGAAACAACCACAGAAUGUCCAAAUAGCAUCAACACUCGCGGCUCAAGCUACUGUUGUUAUGCAAAGCGGAGACGCAGCUAACCCAACGACCUUGCAAGAUUCAUUUUCUACAGGCCACUGCAACGCCCAGCUUUUGAUCAACAAGAAGUCUAAAAAGAGUUUGUUUGUUUUUCAUUCCGCCACGACGCCUACGCCAACAGAAACUGCUUCAGCGUGCUGUAGUGUAGCCGGAGUAAAACAGAAAACGUCUGACACCACACCUGGAAAGGAUGCCGACGAACCGGUAAACAACCUUCUCGCUUAUACUGAUCGCGUAUCCCUUCAGAGUUUCUUCGCUUCCGAAUGCAAACGCUUUCGAGAAGAAGGGGAAUGGGAGAGUCUGGCGAAUACUUUGCUGAUACAGGGCAAGAUUACUGAGGCCCUACGAAUUGUAGCGAAGGAAGGAGCUUUGACACCAACGUGGCUAUCGUACGCUCCAAUGGCCGGCAUGGAUGUAUGGCGAGAAAUGACGAACCUUUACGCCCACCAACUUGAUGCCCAGGGUGACAAGAAAGCGGCAGCAUUUUAUUUCCUCAGCAUUGCAAAGGUUCGUUCUGCAGUUGCCUGUUUGGUGAGUGCUGAUGCUUACGAGGAGGCGUUAGCACUCAUUCGAUCAAGGUUAGGACCUUGUGAUUCUCUUCUUUACGACACCUUGUGGAAAUACGCCGAUUCCCUUGGAAUGCGUGGUCAACAUGGAGAAGCAGCUCUAGCCCUUCUGAAUAUUGGUUCCGUUGCGGCGAAGGCACGGGCUGUUUAUACGCUUGUGAAUACAGGUGAUAUGAUCUAUGUCAGAACUGCUCUAGAUGUACUGCAAACAGAAUUGGAAAAGCAUGAGAAGUUUGCGGGCGAGUACGAUAGAGAUUGUCAAGAUGUUGUCGACAAGCUUUCAUUUCCUGCAAGCUUUUUCAUCUCAAUUGCAAGUCAAGCUCUUGUGCAUGCGCGUCUUGAUAUUGCUGAAACUGCGGGAUACUUGCUUCAAUCUUAUCGAUCUGGGUCCACGUCCUCAUCACCGCAUGAUCGUUUGACAUGGUGCCUGCUUGGUAUUCUAAAAACAUAUGAUGAGCAUCAACUAGCCCACUGUGUACUCAAGGAAUUUGACGAUGACGUUGUGGCUAAAAGACUUGACAAUCUGCUCCAGUCUGACGCACCUGAAAGUGUUCGCGAGUUUUUCAAAUUCUUGACAAGUCGAUGCAUGGACGAAAAUGAUAGUGAUCGCUUUUAUGACGUCAUGGUUGAACAACACGCUUUUUCAAACCUUCCGAAAAGGAAGCAAAGCAGGCAGUGGCUGAUGGGUCGUACCGAUCAUUUUUGGUUUCAAAUAUUGAGUGUUUGUCGAAGAUGUGGGUACUGGUUUGAUAUCGACGGAGAUGUUCAUAUUCAGGAGGCACAAGAUAUCUUAGUUGAAGCAAGCUGCUUCAGCGAUAUUGAAAAGGCUGUGGCAGUAUGUGUGGGUACAGUAAAGGAUGCCUCUGCUAUCUUGUCGUUGCAAGUGGGUCAGAAAUUACUACGGUUUGUCAUGGAUGUAAUGAGCACGAGUUUUAUUGGCGCUCUGGAGCACAUGCGGGAGGUUUUCUUGAUUCUGGCGCAAGACAAGACCUUGACUAGCACUCGUGGCACCAACGUAUCCUCAAUUACUGAAAGCGUUUCUCCUCCGAUAACUCGCACUGAACGUCUUGAUAUGAUGAUACUGCUAUAUGCGGGCGGUUUUGCGUCCCCGAACAAGUCACCACAGUGUGGUGAGCUUGCAGAGGAGCGACUCGAUACACUUGUGCUGUGGAGUUCAAUUUUGCUAUCACAAUGCAAGCUUUUUGUGGCAUCUUUGACACGAAAUUUUGAGAAAAACAAAUGGAUUAACGAGCAGGAUGUAGAGUCUCGGAUUGAAUCAUUGCUGCAUCAAAUUUGCUUUUGGUUCCUGCAUGACAAAGCCAGAAAAUCAUUUAGUCAAAGUUUAAUGGAUGCUGGGAAUCAAUUGCAGCUUCAAAUGCUGCUGAAUGAGAUGCUUGUGGCAGUACAUAGGCCUACCGCAUGUCAGAUACAAGACGUGGGAUGUUGCGUUGAUGAACAAUCUCAGCAAAACGAAGACACAAGCAAGUAUUUGUCGAAAAAGCAAGCUCUCAUAGAUGCCGUUGAAGAGAUGCGAUUGCGGCUUACCUGGAGUAAUGAUGGUGACAAGCAGUAA
Messenger RNA from Peronospora belbahrii, 4677 nucleotides. The record is from the annotation of a GenBank genome assembly. NCBI's taxonomy places the organism in Eukaryota, Oomycota, Peronosporomycetes, Peronosporales, Peronosporaceae.